AUGAUGUGGGCCACGCACGGGCUGGCGGUAGCGCUGGCUCUGAGCGUGCUGCCUGGCGGCCGGGCGCUGCGACCGGGCGACUGCGAAGUGUGCAUUUCUUUUCUGGGAAGAUUUUACCAGGACCUCAAAGACAAAGAUGUCACAUUCUCACCAGCCGCUAUCGAGAAGGAACUUACCAGCUUCUGCCGGGAAGUAAGAGGAAAAGAGAAUCGGUUGUGCUACUACAUCGGGGCCACAGAUGAUGCAGCUACCAAAAUCAUCAAUGAGGUGUCGAAACCCCUAGCCCACCAUAUCCCUGUGGAAAAGAUCUGUGAGAAGCUUAAGAAGAAGGACAGCCAGAUCUGUGAGCUGAAGUAUGACAAGCAGAUUGACCUGAGCACAGUGGACCUGAAGAAGCUCCGUGUUAAAGAGCUGAAGAAGAUCCUGGACGACUGGGGGGAGAUGUGCAAAGGCUGUGCAGAAAAGGCCGACUAUAUCCGGAAGAUUAACGAACUGAUGCCUAAAUAUGCCCCCAAGGCAGCCAGUUCACGGACUGAUUUGUAGUUGGCCUGAUCCCCAUUGCACUUGGAGGGGACAAAAAACAGUUCCUCUGUCUCUUCCCAAAUAGCCUUUUUGUAAUUUAUUUUUUAAGUGGGCUCCUGACAAUGUCAGGUGUGAAGCCUGGAGCUUUCCUGAUGAUGCUGGCUCGACAGUACCCCUGUGCUGGGGGUACACUUCAUUCUGUUGCUGGUUUACGCUAGGACUUGAAAGUGUCUGGGUUUUUUUUUUAUUAAAAGAAAAAAAUUUCUAG
Molecule: messenger RNA, 790 nt
Organism: Chrysochloris asiatica (Cape golden mole)
Lineage: Eukaryota; Metazoa; Chordata; Mammalia; Afrosoricida; Chrysochloridae
Gene: MANF
Product: mesencephalic astrocyte-derived neurotrophic factor
Exons: 4
Coding region: 1-543 (180 amino acids)
Biological process (GO): neuron projection development; dopaminergic neuron differentiation
Cellular component (GO): endoplasmic reticulum
Source: RefSeq, a predicted model, not a curated record